This is a messenger RNA of Salarias fasciatus (jewelled blenny), 843 nucleotides long. Its product is annotated as dynein light chain Tctex-type 1-like. The record is from RefSeq and is a predicted model, not a curated record. The coding region runs from base 124 to 477 and encodes 117 amino acids. Gene Ontology annotation, cellular component: cytoplasmic dynein complex; cytoplasm. The transcript is spliced from 5 exons. Gene Ontology annotation, molecular function: dynein intermediate chain binding. Gene Ontology annotation, biological process: microtubule-based movement. NCBI's taxonomy places the organism in Eukaryota, Metazoa, Chordata, Actinopteri, Blenniiformes, Blenniidae.
CCCGGAAGUCCCAGCAGGUCGCGUCGUUUGCGUUUUUAUUUUUUCUUUAAAUUUUUCCCUCUGAGCGAAUUUCUAUUUCUGCUCGUUUUUCUCAUUCUCCUGAAACAAAGUCAGCGCAGGCAGAUGACGGGAAUGGAGGAGUAUCAGAACGGCAGCGAGGGCUCAUUCAGCUCAGACGAGACGGAUGCCAUUGUGAAGGAGUGUAUCGAGAGCGUAGUCGGUGGUGACGACUACAGCCAGAAUCACGUGAACAAAUGGACGGCCGGCAUCGUGGAGCGCUGCCUCACACAGCUGGUCAAACAGGGGAAACCCUACAAGUACAUUGUGACGUGUGCUGUGAUGCAGAAAACAGGCGCUGGCCUCCACACAGCGAACUCCUGCUACUGGGACACUGCUAUGGAUGGGAGCUGCACUGUGAGAUGGGAGAGCCGCACCAUGUACUGUGUGGUCAGCGUGUUUGCUGUGGCCAUCGCAUAGGUCAAGUCCACGAAUUCAGCCGCCGCCACCGAGGAUUGCAGUGUACCUCUGUGAACAGCAGAGGGCAGCAAAGUGCCACACAAUCAUCACCCAUACAGCCCUGAGCUCCUCUCAGCAUCAUCGUGGAGACUGGCAGAGCUACAGUGGGUUUCCAGCCUUCGUUUGCAUGCAGCGACACCGUCUUCAUGUAUUUAUCUUCUCAUACCACUGCAGUGCUUUAGUAUUUUCACUCUCAGCUGAUGCCUGACGACAUGCCGCAGCCUGAAGCCACACACUCGGCCACACGCAUCAGCUCCACAAAAGACUUUUUGUACUGGAAGCUGCAGGAUAUUAAACCAAAAGAGAUUCAUGAACAAGGUGAAACUU